CCGCGCCUGCGCAACGAUUUCGCCGAGUUUGACGGUCGGUUUGGACGUUGGAAAUAAACAGUACACAAAGGCUAGGUUUUUUUUUUUUAUGACAGCGUAAAUAAAAAGAGACCUGACCUCAACUGCUGGAGGAUUUCGGGGACCUUUGUUGGCGGGGUAGUCAUGGCGGGGGUGGGAGCGACGGGGAAAAGGACAAGGCUCCCGGGUUUAUGUUGGAAAACCUGCUACUUUCACGUCGUGUUUUGGGUCGUGUCUGUGUGUGGAGAGGAGAAGAGCUUUGUGGUGGAGACAUGGUUGAAGAACUACGGCUACUUACUCCCGCAUGACAUCCGGACAUCAGACCUGCGUUCGGAGAAAGCCAUGCAAUCAGCAGUUGCUGCUAUGCAGCGGUUCUAUGGCAUCCCGGUGACUGGAGUACUUGACCAAACAACCAUAGAGUGGAUGAAGAAACCUCGAUGUGGGGUUCCUGAUCACCCUCAACGGAGGAGAAAUAAGCGCUAUGCUCUCACUGGUCAAAAAUGGAGGGACAAAAAAAUUACAUACAGCAUACACAAUUUCACCCCUAAGGUAGGUGAGAAGGACACACAGAGGGCGAUCCGGCAAGCAUUUGAUGUGUGGCAGAUGGCAACCCCACUGACCUUUCAGGAAGUGGCCUACUCUGAGAUAAAGAAAGAGGGCAAAGAGGCCGACAUCAUGAUCUUCUUUGCCUCAGGGUUUCAUGGUGAUAGUUCUCCAUUUGAUGGAGAGGGAGGUUUUUUAGCCCAUGCCUACUUCCCUGGCCCUGGAAUUGGAGGGGACACACACUUUGACUCUGACGAGCCUUGGACGUUAGGCAAUGCUAACCAUGAUGGUAAUGACCUUUUCCUGGUGGCAGUGCAUGAGCUGGGACAUGCAUUGGGUCUGGAACAUUCCAAUGACCCGAGUGCAAUCAUGGCCCCUUUCUACCAAUACAUGGAGACACAAAACUUCAAACUGCCACUAGAUGACCUUCAAGGCAUCCAGAAAAUAUAUGGUGUCCCAACUGCAAUGUUGGAGCCAACUCGGUCUCUUCCAACCCUCCCACCACGGCGGACUUACUCUCCUUCUGAGAGGAAAAAUGACCGUCAGUCCCGUCCUCCGCGACCUCCCUCUGGUGACAGGCCCUCUCCUGGCUAUGGAAAACCCAAUAUCUGUGAUGGCAAUUUUAACACAGUGGCCUUUUUUAGGAGGGAGAUGUUUGUUUUCAAGGAUCGCUGGUUCUGGCGUUUGCGCAGUAACAAGGUUCAAGAGGGUUACCCCAUGCUGAUUGACCAGUUCUGGAAAGGUCUCCCACCCCGCAUUGAUGCUGCUUAUGAGAGAUCCGAUGGCAAAUUUGUGUUCUUUAAAGGAGACAAGUACUGGGUAUUUAAGGAAGUGACGGCAGAGCCAGGUUACCCUCACAGCCUAGUGGAGUUGGGCAAUUGUUUGCCCCGUGAGGGCAUUGACACAGCACUGCGCUGGGAGCCUGUGGGCAAAACCUACUUUUUCAAAGGUGACCAGUACUGGCGCUACAAUGAGGAAAAGCAUGCAGCUGACCCAGGCUAUCCCAAACCCAUCACCGUGUGGAAGGGCAUCCCUGAAUCACCUCAAGGAGCCUUUGUCAGCCGUGAAGGAUUUCACACUUACUUCUACAAAGGAAAGGACUACUGGAAGUUUGACAACCAGAAGCUAACAGUAGAACCUGGUUACCCAAAGUCCAUCCUUAACGACUGGAUGGGUUGCGACCAAACAGAAGUGGAGAAGAACAAGGACAGACACCUCCCCCAUGAUGAUGUCGACAUCAUGGUUGCCAUAAAUGAUGUGCCAAACACCAUAAAUGCAAUUGCUGUGGUAAUCCCAUGCAUUCUGUCUCUGUGCAUCUUGGUCCUCAUUUACACCAUCUUCCAGUUUAAGAACAAAAGUGUCCCUCAACCUGUGACCUACUACAAACAGCCAGUGCAGGAAUGGGUAUGACAGACUAGGGAACACUGCAAAGUUAAACACUAAAAAUGCUAGCGAGGGCUAACAUGACAAUGUUCAGAAGCACCUACACAACCAGUGCCUGUUUACUGCAUUGUAAUGCAAGAGGUGGGGAUUGAAACAUUGUUGACUCAAGGUCCUUCUGUCUGGAACAAAAAUCUCAAAGAUCUUUUUUUAAACAUAUGAGCCAAAAGCACAGGUUUGCUAGGCUUUAACUGAGUGGUGGAUUGCAGGUACAUGAGCUUAACCAUUGCUUUGGCCUUACACUGCUACUGUAAAACCAUUUUUCUCCAUUCUCUCACAACCUGGCACUCUGAGGACAACCACAGUGGAUUCUAACCAUCAUGUGUCCAAGGAAUGCAAGAGGAACGGAGGUCAGUUGCCAGCAAAUAUAUGUCCUAUAUAUGCGCUCAACAUGGACUUGUACAGGAAUUAUUGAAAGAAUAUGUCAGAAGAACAAAACAAAAAUAACAAAAAGUGUUAAAGACGUGAAUAUCAUUGUAGGUAGAAAGGCUGUAGAAAAGAAUACAAAGAGGUUUUGUGUAUAUUGUAGUCUUUUAACAUGUCUUUGACAUCUGACUCUUUUUAAAGCAUUAGAAACAUGUUAAUAUUACAUUAGUAUAUACACAGUGGGGUCCAAAAUACUGGAAAUUCAAUUAAAAUUGGGAAUAAACAAGGUUUCAGAAUUUUGAAAUAUUUAAAAUGAAGAAAUGUUCCUAAAAUCCCAAAUAUUCAAUAUUCAAGAUUCUGCAUUAUUUCUUGGUCACUAUUUAAAUGUAAGAAAAUUUGUGAUAUUGACCAUGUUAACUGACUUCUACAAAAGGUCAGAUUUUCCUCAUGCCCAAUUGAGCAUGUGUUAAAACAAUGGAUUUGAUCUAAAAUGGAUCAUAAGAUUUUGCACACAUUUGAGGAAUUCAUGCCAGCUCAAGUGCAAAUGAGUCAUUAAAGCAAAAAGGGGACAAAGAUUCUACUUUCCACUCAAGCUGUUGUCAAUAAUAUAAUUUAUAAUGAAAAUUAUUGUGUUAAAUUAAAAAAAGAAUAGAAAAUAGAAGUAUUUUCAGUGGUUUCAGAUGUUUGGACCCCACUGUAUGUCCUAUGAGAGAGAACUGUAUGUGGCAUCUUUAAGGCACAUGCAAGUACAGUGUUGCUUGAGGUUAGAGUAUUUCUUUUCAGGGUUUGAAUUGUGUAGUGGGGAGGCAUGUAAAAAUCUAAACAGUUUAUGAAAGAUUUAACAAAACUCUUAUGCAUAUGAUUUAUUUCUGUUACACAAAGUUAUUGAUGCUAAUUACCUGACAAAAAGAGUGUUAUCAAGAGUGUUUUUGCAGUCUGUUUUCACAUUUGAAUAUCAUUUAAAACUUUGAUAAUGUGGCAUGCCAUAGAUCAAUCAGCUUAUUAUUAAUUUAUAUGGAAUAUUAGUAAUGAUUCAUCUUUAAACCAUUUUGAUGUCCUAAGCCACCACUAUUUCUUAUAUCAGAGUGCAGUGCACAGGAACUAUCAAGUGUCCUUUGGCUGAGUUUUUAUAGAUUUUAUAGAUUUGUUUUUCACUGAUGUAUUGGUUGGUGUCACAUCAUAUCAGAACUGCUAAUGCACCUCCCCCUACAAAUAUGCAAAUAUGUUUGACCUGAAACAUUUUAGUGCCCUAAAGGCCAGUUUUUAAUGUGACAGGCAGACAUUGCAGAAUUUUUCCUCCCAAAUAUGCUGGAUUUUGCAUGUGGUAUUGACUGUUCUGCAUCUGCAUAACAAACUAUGGGAAGUAUAGGUUGUGGUGAUCAUGUUAAUCUUAUCAAAAAUGUAUAUAUCCUGGGUUUGUUAAUUCCUACACAGCUCUAUAACAUUCUUUGUAAAGUAGCCAUGAAAUAUUUCUAUGUGUAACCAACAGCCCCUAGAGGGGUACUAAUUUGGUGAGUGUUAUAAAACAUUGCCAAAUCCAGUCCAAUCUAAAUUCAUCCCAUUCAGUGAUAUUAACAUUCUGCAAAGGUCCUAAGGCAACUUCUUGGAAGUUUGAAUUCCUAUCCAGAGUUGUUUUGAGGCAGACUUAAAUAUUGUAAAGGUGACUAUAUCACAACUACAGAGUCAUUACAGGUCUAUGGUUUGAUCCUGAGCUCAGGUUACACUAGGUGUGAAUGUGUGUGUGUGUGCAUGUGGGUAUAUUCCCAGUGUUGCUGGGAUAGGCUCCAGAUCCAUCACUGGUUUAAAUGGUUUCUGAAGAAGAAUGAAUGACAUUCUGCUUAUUGUACAUUUAGAUGUUAUUUAGGGUUUUUUUGUUUUGUUUUGUUUUUUUGUGAGUUUGAAAACACGAAGUAUACAGCAUAUAAAGCAGUAUGUAUUGGCAAACUGGAUUGUUAAAAUCUAGUAAUAAUACCUCUUUUUUCAGAUUUCUGACUAGAUAAAGCUUUCCUUUAAUUCUAAUUUUUUUUCUUGCAAACCUAAACAUAAUGACUUUUGCCUUUUGCAUGUACAGUAUGACUGCAGCAAUUGUUAAUGAAAAAAUACAACUUAUUUAUUUAACUUUUUUUUUUAACCCAUUUACUCCCAGUUUUAGUCAUUACCAAUUCUUAUCAGCAAGCUAGUUCUUCAAGAUCACAUGAGGGUUACCAAUCAGGGAAGAUUAGGGACAGUACAUGCUUCUUCCAAACCACAUCUUUUCAAACUGCUGCUCAUAAGGCAGCUGAACACACUUGGAGGAAACCAUUGUCAGCUGAAUACAAACCUUUCUGAAAGUACUGGAACAGCAAGGCCAAUUCUAUUGUUUUCAAUAUAAAUUGAAGACAUUUGUUUUUGAGAUCAAAAGAUGAAUAUGAGACGACAGAUCAGCAUUUCAGCUUUCAUUUCCUCAUGUUUACAUCUAGAUAUGUUAAACAUUUAAAACAUGCCACAUUUUGUUUGAACCCACCCAUUUUUUCAAGUGAUCAGAAAUAUUGGAACAUGUGAAUAAUGGGUGUUUCUUGCUGCCCAGGUGUGCCCUGUUAAAUUGAUUGUAUUGAAAUGCAUUCAAAUUAAUCGGUAGGAACUUUAUCAUACAGCAACAAUGAUCCAAAACACACUGACAACUCAACAAAGGACUUUAUCAGAUGGAAAAAGUGGGAGCUUUUAUACAGGCCAAGUCAAUCACUAGACUUUAACCCAAUUGUACAUGCAUUUCACCUCCUAAAGAGGAGAAUGAAGGGAGAAACCCCCUAAAACAAACAGCAGCUGAAAGAGGCUACGGUAAAAGCCUGAAAAAUCAUCACAAAAGAAGAAACCAACAAUUUGGUAAUGUCAUGAGUCACAGACUUGAUGCAGUUAUUGCCAGCAAGAGAUAUGCAACCAAAUAUUAAGUGUUAUGUACUAAUUUACUUCAAUACUUAUCUAUUCGUAUAAUUUUGCUCAUCUAAAAAUUGAGUGGUCUGAUACAAAAGGUUCUAUGUUUAUUGUUUAACACAUCUAGUUUAUUGUUUAACACAUCUCUCCUCUCAUAUCCAUCUGUUGAUCUCAAACCCAAAUUUCUGUGUAUAGCACAAACAAUUGAAUUGGUCUUGCCAUUCCAGUAGUUUCAAAUGGGACUGUACAUAUUUCCACAUUUAUGUUGGCCACUACUGGUUAGUGUCACUGAUUGACAUGGGAGGGUACUACCAUCCUGACUCAUGGCCUCUCUUUGAAUGCUCUACUGUUGUGCCACUUAUUGUUGACUGUAGUUGCUUUUCAUUUCUCCACAUUACAUAAUUAUAAUGCUCAAUUUACGGUUCAGUGAGGCAUGAAUCUGGAGUGGGAAGCUUCAGAUUUGGGUGCAGUUUGCUUCGACAGUUGGUGUAUUGGUACCACGUCAGAAUUGGGCACAGGAAGGUUGUUAUAGGACUUAUGUACGUUAGUUAAUAUGAAUGUUCUCUCAAAGUCCAAGGUCUGUUGUAAAUGGUUGUGGGAACUGGUCAGAAAAUGAUACGCUAUCUAGAAGGUUGUGAGUUGUCAUAUCACAGCAAAUGACGGACUCCAAUUACCAGCAGACACCGCAGCCUACAAACAUGGCUACGGUACUUCAGACUACACUCCAUAGACCACACAAUGCCCCCUCGCUCACAGUCACCCAGCUUCUGAUUGAGCACACCUGGGCUCAAUCUCACUCACACACACACACGCACGCACACACUCGUAGGAUGCUUUAAAACAGACUCUAAGUCAAGGGCAUUUUGCAAAGUAUAUGCUCAGUUGCCUUUUGUCUCUGAUGUUACCAAGCCUUUGUUUAUUAUUGCUUUUCUGGUUUUUUUUUUUUUGAGACACAGUUUCUUUAUUGUUUCCAAUUACUGCUCUGCCUAGUCUAGUCUAUUUGCUGAUCGCCUGACCUUUGCCUGCUUACUGAUUUUGUACUAAUUUAUCGAGUUGGAUUUGGUUUAUUAAUUAAAGCUGCCUUACCUGCAACCGUGUCCGUAUACACCUCCAUUAAAUAACAGAAUACAUUGCCUAAGAAUGUAUGAAGCAGGAGGGCUGGACUUGCGGCAAGCUAUCGCAGCUCACGAGCAGCUUAUGGGAGAGCAGCAUCGACAUUUAGCAGACCUCGACGCCAAGAUAAAUCUUCUGUCCCAAGCCCUCGCUACGACCCCCGUAUCAGCUGCCGCACCCAACCCGCCGAUGCCCGUGCCAGAGAAAUUUGCAGGUCACACUUUGCAGGCAAGGGUUUUCUGCUUCAGUGUUCUCUGUAUUUUGCCAGUUAUGAGAGGAUGUCAGAGCCGUGGAAGAUCGCACACUUCCUGGAGCUGCUUUCCAGCUGAGCGCUGAAGUGGGUGGCUGUGGCUCAGGUGGUAGAGCGAGUUGUCCACUAAUCGUAGGGUUGGCGGUUCGCUUCCCAGCCCACAUGACUCAACAGUCCGUAGUGUCCUUGGGCAAGAUGCUGAACCUCAAGUUGCUCCUGAUGGCAGGUUAGUGCCUUGCAUGGCAGCUCUGCUACCAAUGGUGUGUGAGUGUGUAUGGGUGAUUGAGACACUGUGUAAAGCGCUUUGGAUAAAAGCACUAUAUAAGUGCAGACCAUUUAACAUUUACCAUCUGUAUUGGAGGUCAGGACCUCUUCGCCAGAGGUCAAGGAGACGGGAGAGCAACUGCUAACCAUCGCCCAGGAUUUGCGGUGAGUAGCAGACUACGCUUUCGAGUUUCGCACCAUCACGGCUGAAAGCGGAUGGAACAACACCACACUGAAAGCAGCAUUUUGCUGCGGGUUAAAUACAGUAAUCCUGACAGAGAUAACAUGCAGCGUUGAGCAGCUAACCCUCAACUUGCUCAUAUACCCCUCCAUUCAUCUUGACCACCUGCUCCAUAGCCAAUGUUCACUAUGGUCAGAGAGACUUCCACCAAGCACCAGUGACACUUCAGAGCCCAUGCAGCUGGGAUGCACACAACUCACAGAAGAGGAGAGGGAGAGGCAGCGUAGAGAUUUCCGGGGCUUUUACUACGGUUAGGCUGACCAUCUCAUCAGGCAGUGUUCCCUCUGGACCUGGACCGGAAGCCUCCCACCAUACUCCCAUAUGGUGACUCAAACACAGUUUUCAUCUCACCAAGCUUUUGUUCUACUGGUCAUAAUGGAAUACUCAGGCAAGCUUUCUGUUCUGACAGUCUUAACUGACUCCAAUUCGGCGGGGAAUUUCAUUGAUCAAGACACCAUGAACCACCUCAACAUCUCCAUUCAACAACUGCACCAACCAUGCAAAAUCCAGGCCAUUGACAGAGCUCCUAUCAGGGGAGGAACCAUCGCAUACCACACACAGCCCCUCUCCCUCCAGAUUGGCACCCUCCAAAAAGAAUACAUCAAAUUGUUUUCACAGUAUCUGCCAAACGCCAAAGAUCCAGUAAUCUUGGGCCUCCCAUGGCUGGAACAAGAUAACCCCUUUAUUUCCUGGUCCAACAAGCCACUCACUCGCUGGUCCCCAUACUGCCAUGCCCACGGUCUCAGAAACCCAGUAAUUUCACUUUCUGCCACAUCUUUUGAGAGCCCUAACAACCAUGUUUCUGUCCCUAUAUCUGAGGGAGAUGCUCAGCAAAGAUAAGGCCAGCAGGCUACCACUUCAUUGUACAUAUGAUUGUGCCAUUGAGAUGCUUUGUGGAACCAUCCCCCUGGCAGCCGGAUUUAUCCUCUAUCAAUAGUGGAACAGCAAGCUAUGGAGGAAUACAUUCAGGAGGUUCUUCAACAAGAUUAUGUCAGGCCACCCACAUUUCCCACAUCGGCUGGUUUCUUUUUUGUGGAGAAGAAAGGGGGUGGUCUCAGACCAUGCAUCAAUUACCGAGGUCUCAAUCAAUGUUCAGUCAAGAACAAGUAUGCUCUGCCUUUAGCUCCUGCAGCCCUGGAACAGCUCAGAUCAGCCCAAAUUUUUACCAAGCUAGAUCUUCAAAGUGCUUACAACCUGGUGCAUAUUAGAAAAAGGGGCAAGUGGAAGAUGGCCUUUAGCACCACCUCUGGCCACUAUGACUUCCUUGUGAUGCCAUAUGGGCUCUCUAGUGUUCCCAUGGUGUUCCACUGUUUUAUUAAAGAUGUUUUAAGGGACAUGUUGGGUAAAUACAUCAUAACAUACACAUUGAGGACAUCUUGAUUUAUUCUCCUUCUCUUGAAGAUCAUGUCCUCAUUGUCUACCAGGUCCUGCAAAGACUCUUGCACCACCAGCUAUACAUCAAGGCAAAUAAAUGUGAAUUCCAUCAGCACAUCUGAUUCCUGGGUUAUUUUAUUAGCCCAGAUGGCAUCACCAUGGACCAGUCUAAAGUAGCUGCUGUUGUGGACUGACCCAGACCUCAAACUAUCAAAGACCUGCAGAGAUUUUUGGGCUUUGCCAAUUUCUACUGGCACUUCAUCCAGGGCUUUAGCACCAUAGCACACCCCUUGACAUCCAUGCUUCAUGGAAAUCCUAAACACCUAGUCUGGAACCCUGCAGCCAAAAACACCCUAACUCGGCUCAAAAACAUUCACCACAGCCCCAAUUCUCAAGCACCCUAACCGAUCCAAGCCUUUCAUUGUGGGUAUAGAUGCCUCUGAAAUGGGAGUUGGAGCCAUCCUCUCACAUAGAUUCAGGCACAAACCCAAGCUCCACCAGGUCAUAAGAACCUGGAAUACCACCGCCAAACGAUUGAAUCCUCAGCAAGCUUGUUGGUCCCUAUUUUUCUCCCGUUUCCAGUUUACCCUGUCUUACCGCCCCUAUUUGAAGAACACCAAAGCAGAUGUUUUCUCACUUAUUCACUCAACUCACCCCAAAGAGAGCGAAGGAGUUCAUCCCCCCCCUUCCUGUGCCAUGGGCACCAUAGACUGGGAGCUGGAUCAGACCCUGGCAUGCAUGCCUAGACAAAAAUUUCCUUGUUCAACCACGAACAAACCCAAACUCUACCAACUGGUAAACUCUUCCCUCUGACCACAGGUCAAUGGCCCUGGUCACAUAUAACCAUAGAUUUCCUCACAGACUUACCAGAAUCUCAAGUAACAAAGCCUUUCUAGUUGUGAUUGAUCACUUCUCCAAAUCCCAACGUCUGGUUCCACUUCCCACUAUUCCAUCUGCCUUUACUACAGCAGAAUUUCUCUUUAGUCAUGGAAUCCCAGAGGAGAUUGUCAGUGACCGGAGUCCACAGUUCACUUCCUGGCAUGGGCAAGUUUUAAGGAGAAAGCUCAGGCUACCACCCACAGGUUAACGGCCAAGUAGAGUGAGUGAAUUAGGAGGUAGACCAAUUUCUCCGCACCUUCUAUGCAGCUAAUCCUCAGGAUUAGUCCAGUUCUUACCAUGGGCAGAGUACACCCAAAACUCCCUUCACCACUCUGCCACUUGUCUCACCCCUUUCCAGUGUGUGCUAGGUUAUCAGCCUCCUUUGUUCCCAUGGAAUGGGACCAACGACUGGAACGGGCCGCCCGUAUCUACAAGGAUAAUGGAGACAGACGGCACAGUGAACAUCCCCACUACCAACCAUGUGACCAUGUGUGGCUCAUUACCAAGGACCUGAGACAGCCUCACACUUUCAGCCCCAGGUACAUUGGCCCAUUCAAGAUUCUAAGACAAAUAAAUGAAGUUACAUACAAAUAAAUAAAGUUACCUACAAGUCUCUGUCAUACCACAGCAAACCACAGACUCCAAUUCACAGCAGACACCGUGGCCUUCAAACAUGGCCACUUCAGACAACACUCCCCAGACCGCACACAUGGGUUACGUCUGAAAUGGCGUACUACCCUACUACACAGUAGGUUAAAAUCAGUGCACCAGAGGGGUAGUAUGUCAAAAUUCUCAGUAGGCGAGAAACAGUAGGCAAUAAAUACCUGGAUGGUGUACUGCUUCCAGCGAGAUUUUGCAGUAUGCAACCGAUGGACACUACACUACUCAAAAAUCCCAUAAUACAACAGGACUGGUGCGGACAAGCUCAGAAAAAAAUGCGGAAGACAGCGCAUCAGCACUUUUUAAGUAUUAAACCUUGGUUAAACAGGACUUGUUUAAAAAUAUCCGGAUAAAUUGUUAACUUGGUGAAGGUUUAAACAAGAAAAUAGUUGUCACAGCAUUCAAAACCUUUUUUGUGAUCUCCAUCAUGCUUUAGCCGGCCAAGCUAAUGUCUACGAAUUUACUUCGGCCGGUUAACACUGCCCACAUUAAAUUACUAAUUCAGUUAACUUUCCUGAUGUGCGUUUUGCCGUUAGUGUGGUUGCUUUAAAUUUGGUGGUCCCUUUAAGAUUGUGUUUACGAUAACGUCAAAGGUCACAUGACAAUACCAACAUGGUGGUUGUAGUAUUUUGCAAAGUAUACGCUCAGUUUCCUUUGGUCUCUGUCGUUAACAAGCCUUUGUCUAUUAUUGCUUCUCUGUUUUUUUGACAGUUUGUUUAUUGUUUCUGAUUAUAGCCCUGCCUAGUCUAAUCUGUUUGCUGAUCACCUGGCCUUUGCCUGCUUACUGAUUUUGUACUUGCUUAUCGAUUUGGAUUAUUCAUUAAAGCUGCCUUACCUGCAACUGCUUCCAUGUAUGCCCCCAUUACACGACAUGAGUACAGUUCCCAAGACUAAGCAAGGUUCUUAACUGCUCAGCUAUGUGCUUGGAAUUGAUUCAGCCUUACUUGUAAUUGUUUAGAUUAAAGCCUCUGGCAAAUGAGUAAAUGUAAAUGGUGCAAUGUAUUACACAUUCUGCUAGCAUUAUAUAUGUCUGGGAGAAAAUGUUUUUUGUUGUUGUCUUCCAAACAUAUUUUCACCACUGGCAAUCUUUUUGAUUGUUUGUCUGUCUUAAGACAGCAUUUACACCUUCUUUAACACACUGUACCUCAUUUUAACUUUGUCAUGACCUAGUUAAUUCAAAUUAAUUACAAGAAGACAUUUUUAUUAGAAUUUACUGUGCAUCUGUUAAUGUAAGCAAGCAUGAUUACAUUGUUUUCUCUUUCUCCUUUAAGUGCAUCUCUAUCUCUACAUCACACAUUUCCUACUUUUAAAUUUACAUAUCUAAGCAGCUUGUCUGUCUGUAGGUAGAGAAAUGGCACAAAGGCAGUAAUGGCUGUCCCUGCUUAACCCAGAUUCAACAUUUUCUUGCAAAUGAAAAGUUUGAUUUGAGCACCUGGCAGUGCCAGUCUACAAUGUAGCAAGGAGGCAUUCUAUAUUAUGGGUACAGGAAGUCCUUACAUGGGAUUAAUUUAAAUGGAACACACUGUGUUGACUGUCUUCCUCCACUUUGAAUGGUCUGAUGAACUGGCAUUGGGUGGAAAAAAAAAAAAAAGGCAAAAAGCAAAUUGGGUGCAGAGUUAUAGCACAGAAGCAUGUGUUCCAUAUUUUACAUUUUUUAUGUACUUUUAUGCAAUCUCCAGGUACUUUGUAUAUUCCUUGAUGAAUAAAUCCCUGGGAUUGAUGAAGUUGAUUAUGAUAUGGUCAUGGAUUGAAAACAUAACUAUAAGGGGAAACAGUAUUCUCUUCUGAUUCAGAUAUUCUGAUUAAAGAGGAACAAGAGAAACACAUGCAUGGUCAUUCCAUUAUGAUAAUGAAGACAGCCAAUACACACACAAAUAAGUUUUGAGAUUAAAUUUGCUUUUAACAAUGGAUCCUAAUAUAUAAAUAUCUAUACACUGUGCUUAUUUUUUUUAAUCAGAAUGACCCUUGUCCCAUGUGUCAAACAAAUACAGGCAGGCACACAGAAAUGGGUUCGGAGUUAUUUCACACUCACAAUCUUUGUUUCUGGAUUAUUCCUGUAAUAAAAUAGAACCCAAAAAGUGAACUGCCUCAACUUAUUUAAUUCAUAUACAGUUGAAAUCAAAAUUAUUCAACCCCCAUUGCAAAUCAGGUUUAUUGUCAAAAUGUUUCCAAUGAACAAAUCAAACAAAAGCAGUUGAAAUAGUUAUGAAUGCUUAAAGUGUUUUCACCGAAUUCAACUGAAAAUGCAACUUAUAAUGAUUUCCCCAGUUUCAAAAUUAUUCAACCCCCUGAAUAGAAUCCCUCACAACAGCACAUAUUUGCAAAACAUCUCAAGCACACCUGAAUCAACUAAUCAAGGGCUCCAUUAGUUGCACCAGGUGUGCUUGAGCUGGAACACAUGAAAUACCUGAACUGGUUAGAGGCAAAAAAUUUAAUAAAUACCUGGACAGGGAAGAAAAAGGAAGCCAUCAAUGUCUGCAACCAAAUUUGUGAAAAGGCAGGUUGUGAAAAAACCCUCAAGUGACUGCAAAAGACCUGCAACAAGACUUGGUGGCAAACAGGCACUGAGGUUUCAGUGAGCACAGUAUGGUACAUACUAAACGCAGAAGGUUUCCCUGCCAGAACUCCAAGAUGUACACCACUACUGACCCAAAAGCACAAGAAAUGUCGGCUCAAAAUCAUAUAAAUAAGCCAUAGAAGUUUUGGGGUUCUGUUCUGUGGAGCGAUGAAACAAAACUGGAACUUUUCAGGACGAUGGAUCAGCGGUAUGUCUGGAGGAAGAAGAAUGAAGAAAGAACACUCUGUCCACAGUCAAGCAUGGUGGUGGAUUGGUGAUGGUCUGGGGCUGCUUUGCAUCCUCUGGCACUGGAAACCUGCAGCGUAUGGAAGGCGAGAUUUAUUCAUUGGAGUAUCAGGAAAUCCUAGGAGAAAAUGUCAUGCCUCUGUGAGGAAACUGAAGCUUGGGCCUCAUUGGGCCUUCCAACAGGACAAUGAUCCCAAGCAUACCUCAAAUUCCACCAAGGCUUGGUUGCAGAAGAAGUCCUGGAAGAUUCUACAGGGCCAUCAUAGUCACCUGACUUGAACCCCAUAGAAAAUCUCUGGUGGGAUUUGAAGAAGGCGGUUGCACCACGCAAACCCAAGAAUAUUACUGAACUGGAGGCCAUUGCCCAUAAGGAAUGGGCUAAGAUUCCUCAGGAAUGCUGCCAGAAGCUAUGCAUCUCAUUUGCAGCAGGUCAUAACAGCAAAAGGAGCUCUACUAAGUAUAAAAAUGCUUGCCAUGAAGGGAUUGAAUAAUUUUGAAACUGAAGAAAUCAUUAUAAAGUUGCAUUUUCAGUUUGGGGAAACCACUUAAAGCAUUCGUUGUGUUUAACUAUUUCAAUUGCUUUUGUUUUAUUUGUUUAUUGCAAACAGCUGAAAGUCUGUAAGUUUUGACAAUAAACCUGAUUUGCAAUGAGGGUUGAAUAAUUUUGAUUGCAAUUGUAUAAUUCUUGAUAUACAUGUUAACAAAUCAUGGUACCAGCAAUACAAGUGACUAAUGUGCAUGGAUAAAAAUUUUUAAGGUUGGUGAAUAAAAAUCAUGGGACAAACAAAUGUAUGAGGCAAAUCAAGAUAAGAAUUAUUCAGUAGGCAAUUAGGGAGGAAAACAAGUAAGCCUAUGAAGUCUUUAGGCAAUUUUAUUUGGAUUAAUAGGAAAAUAAUUAAGGGGGCACAGUGGCUUAGUGGUUAGUACGUUCGCCUCACACCACCAGGGUUGAUAGUUCAAUUCCUACUGCUGCCCUGUGUGUGCGCGGAGUUUGCAUGUUCUCCCAGGUGCUUAGAGUACUCCGCUUUCCUAGCCCCAGUCCAAAGACAUGCAUGGUAGGCUGAUUGGCAUGUAUGAAUGGGUGUGUGAAUGUGUAUGUGAUUGUGCCCUGUGAUGGAUUGGCACCCUGUUCAGGGUGUACCCCGCCUUGUGCCCCAUGUCUCCUGGGAUAGGAUCAAGGUUCCCCAUGACCCUGAAGGAUAAGCAGUAUAGAAAAUGGAUGGAUAGAAAAUAAGUACAUGGAACUUUAAAGUAGAAUGGGCUGAGUUAUUUAAUGUUAUUUAAUGUUAUAUGACAGUGCUCUUGAAUUCUCUAUUCUGAUUUGUACAAAGGUGUUGAUUAAUUUUCCAUUACAACAGCUCUGACAGUAGUGCCAUCUAGAGUAUAAAUCACAGGUUUAUAUUAAUACAUUAUAGAAAUAAUAAUGUAUUAGAGUUACAUUCAUAGGGAUCUCAUUCGAAGAGUGGAUACUUUACAUAAUCUAAGGCUAAUAAUAAUUAUAAUAAUUGAAAAGGAAAAUGUAUAAUCAUUGAUAUAGUGAAUUUAUUGAACAUGUAUGGAAGAAGUCUCAAUGUCAAUACUUUGUAACAAUUAGUAAGUUUUGUGAUUGCUGUCAUAGGAAAACAAUCCAUGACUGAGCGGUUUGAUGCAGAUGUCCAGAACCAAAAGUGUUUUAUUCCAUAUUUACUGUAGCCUGUAGCUAAAUUCAUUGCAAAGCCUAAAUGACUGCUUGUUCUGCAAUCUACAUUAAAGUAUACUUUUAAGGCCAAAGUACAAUUAUAAGCCCAAAAUGGUAAACUUCAACUUAAUUUUGUAAUCUUGUAAUUUAUGCACUUUGAUUCGACUUACACUGUUUGUAACUGACUUAUUUAAUAAUCACUUCUCGUACUUACUCAGAUGGGCUUUGUAUCCUUAGAGUGUCAUUAUCACAUCAAAAAACAUUUCUACAAACAAAGGACAAGGGUGUCAAACAUAGAUGUUAAAACACUAUGUGAAUUAUUUACCACUCUACUUUUGUCAAUUAUAUCACAAACAAAUUAUUGACUGUAUGGAUCCUGAUAGCUGGAAUCAUGAUCAGGAUUUAGUAUACAUUGAUGCCCCCCAUGACAACGUCUGUGCUACUCUUGGGCCUGCUGCUAAAACUGUUCUGGACAUACCACUGGAUAGUCAAAUUUUGACAUACACGAUUUUUAGGGAAAGAAUUUUUAAAAGUAUCAAUAAUUUCUAUAGAAAAAGUUUUAAUUAAAGGUGAAGCCAUGCCAGUACAAUUUUGUUCUGGAAAAAAAUGUACAAAGAGAAAUGGGAAUAUGAAUAUUCUCUGUUGAUAUUGCCUCAUUUUUGGUGUGAUGGUGGUGCUGGAUGACAGCCACUCUUAAACUCUACCUGCUGUUGCCUUUGGUUUCUGUACUCAUUUUAAGAGAGUAACAAUAAAUAAAGAGGGCAAACAAACAUAUCAGAGCUUGUUUAGAACUUUACACAAAUUGAUUUAUGUUCUUUGUCUACAGAGGAUUGAUUACAACUGAAUUUUUAUCCGAUAAAGCUUUAAUGUUAUUUGUUUGAUUUAUUUUUAAUUUUCAAUGUAUUUAAUGUACAUAAAUAUUUACUUUAUUUGAAGAAUUUAUGAAGGAAACAGUUAUUUAGACCAAACAACAGAGAAUCUGUCUGUGCGGCUUUUUGAUAUUGUCUAAUUUCCAGAUGGAUCAUAUAAAUACAACAGUUAAGAGGAUUUUUAGAUUUUUUUUCGUUCACAUUUUAAGAGUAGUGUAUAAUUUUACACAUCAUAUACAAUGCUGUCAUUCCUAACAAUGGCAAUCAUUUUAAGUCUUGAUCUAACAAUAUUUAAGCUUUAUUUGCAAAAAUUUGCCUUUUUACAUCUGUGCAGAUUAAACUGAGUUUUUGUUUGAUUUUAAGUUCUACAAGGUGUACCUAAUAAUAUCGUCUCCAUUUCCUAUUAACAACAUAAUUUCAAUAAAAGCAAAAAUGAUCAGUUA
This is a messenger RNA of Ictalurus punctatus (channel catfish), 15851 nucleotides long. It is a transcript of the gene mmp24, whose product is annotated as matrix metallopeptidase 24. Bases 163 to 1971 code for a protein of 602 amino acids. The transcript has 9 exons. Gene Ontology annotation, cellular component: extracellular matrix. Gene Ontology annotation, biological process: proteolysis; extracellular matrix organization; collagen catabolic process. Lineage: Eukaryota; Metazoa; Chordata; Actinopteri; Siluriformes; Ictaluridae. Gene Ontology annotation, molecular function: zinc ion binding; metalloendopeptidase activity. The record is from RefSeq and is a predicted model, not a curated record.